AUGGCUCCCUCGUCUAUAAUUGGACUAUGGGCAAGCCUGACCUGGAUUGCCCAGGCCGGCUGCCCCUAUGCAGACCCAGCAGCGCUGCGUCCUCGAGGGGAACACAAGGAAGAUUAUCUGGCACAAUUUUCGGUUGAUGACCAGGACAAGUUCCUCACAUCCGACGUCGGCGGCCCAAUAGGGGAUCAAAGAAGUCUGAAGGCUGGUGCGCGAGGCUCGACGCUUCUCGAGGACUUUGUCUUUCGUCAGAAAAUAACACAUUUCGAUCACGAGCGUGUUCCAGAACGUGCCGUCCAUGCCAGGGGCGCAGGCGCUCACGGCACCUUUACAAGCUUUGGUGACUUCAGCAACAUUACAUCGGCGUCGUUUCUUAACUCUGCUGGCAAACAGACUCCAGUGUUUGUACGCUUUUCUACCGUGGCUGGCUCGAGAGGCAGUGCGGACAGCGCAAGAGACGUGCACGGAUUUGCCACGAGAUUCUACACCGACGAGGGCAAUUUUGAUAUUGUUGGAAAUAAUGUACCGGUUUUCUUCAUUCAGGACGCCAUUCAAUUUCCUGAUUUGGUUCAUGCCGUCAAGCCCAGCCCAGACAAGGAGAUACCAACUGCAGCGACCGCUCAUGAUUCGGCUUGGGACUUUUUCAGUCAACAAUCGAGCUCAUUACAUGCUCUGUUCUGGGCCAUGUCAGGCUAUGGAAUUCCGCGGUCGUAUCGCCAUAUGGAUGGCUUCGGAGUCCAUACGUUCCGCAUGGUUACUGACGAUGGCGAGUCAAAACUGGUCAAGUUCCACUUCAAGACCAAGCAGGGCAAAGCAAGCUUGGUUUGGGAAGAGGCUCAAGUCCUGUCAGGCAAGAAUCCUGACUUUCACCGACAAGAUCUUUGGGAUGCCAUCGAGGCUGGCCACGGGCCCGAAUGGGAGUUUGGAGUUCAAGUUGUCAAUGAGGAGGAUGCCCUGAGAUUCGGCUUCGAUAUGCUUGAUCCGACCAAGAUUCUUCCAGAGGAUCUUGUGCCUGUUCAUCCUCUAGGGCUUCUCAAGCUUGAUCGAAAUCCUGUCAACUAUUUCGCCGAGACGGAGCAAAUCAUGGCAAGUCGUAUAGGCCACCUGAGACCGCAGACAAGCUUUCAACCUGGACACCUCGUCAGGGGUAUCGACUUCACUGAGGAUCCUCUUCUGCAGGGCCGCGUGUUUUCGUACCUUGAUACUCAGCUUAACCGUCAUAAUGGACCCAACUUUGAGCAACUUCCCAUCAACAGGCCAAGGGUUAGUGUCCACAACAACAAUCGGGACGGUGCCGGGCAGAAUUUUAUCCACAAGAACAUUCAUCCUUAUACACCCAGUGCUCUGAAUGAGUUCCCGAAACAGGCAAGCAACGACCAAGGUAGAGGUUUUAUGACAGCACCUCGGCGCAGGACUCAGGAUGCAGCGCUUGUUCGUGAGCUCUCUGAGACUUUUGAUGACCAUUGGACACAGCCGCGUCUGUUUUGGAACAGUAUCACACCUGCCGAGCAACAAAUUUUGGUCAACGCAAUACGCUUUGAAACUAGCAACAUAUUGAAUAUGCACGUUCGGCAAAAUGUGCUUCAGCAGCUCAACCGUAUUAGUGACGAACUGGCAAGGCGCGUUGCUCAAGCACUCGGCAUGGAGGCGCCCGUCCCCGAGCCAGCUUUCUACCACGAAAAUACCACAGUAGGAUUGUCAAUUUUCGGCAAUAAGCUGCCCACAAUCAAAACGCUUAGGGUCGCUGUCCUUGCCAGCACCGCAAAUGGUGCCUCACUUGCGCAGGCAGCCGAUCUGAAGGCACGCUUCAUGGAGGAUGGUGUCAUAGUCUCGGUGCUCGGCGAAAUCCAGGCCGAAGGCGUCGAUAUCACUUAUUCACAAUCCGACGCUACAGUCUUUGACGGCAUCAUCGUCGCGGGCGGUGCCGAGGGUCUUGUAGCCAAGGAUGCACCGCCGUCGGCACUCUUCCCUAUCGGCAGACCGCAACAGCUCGUCGUUGACAGCUUUCGAUGGGGGAAGCCGAUUGGACUGGCCGCUGCUUCGGAUGACUCGGCGAACAUCCUCAGCAGUCUGGGGGCAACUGGUGCUGGUGUCUUUAGUGGUGAUGGCCUCGAUGUGCUGGUUAACGACUUCAAGGAGGGGCUGUCAACAUAUAAGUUUAUUGAGAGGUUCCCGACGGACUCAUGA
Messenger RNA from Pyricularia grisea, 2184 nucleotides. RefSeq lists its product as uncharacterized. NCBI's taxonomy places the organism in Eukaryota, Fungi, Ascomycota, Sordariomycetes, Magnaporthales, Pyriculariaceae. Gene Ontology annotation, biological process: hydrogen peroxide catabolic process; response to oxidative stress. The coding region runs from base 1 to 2184 and encodes 727 amino acids. The record is from RefSeq and is a predicted model, not a curated record. The transcript is spliced from 9 exons. Gene Ontology annotation, cellular component: cytosol. Gene Ontology annotation, molecular function: catalase activity; heme binding.